CUAGUGUCUGAAAGAGCUGUCAGAGCCAAGGUGACACCACCGGAGGGUUUUGGCCCUGCUGUGAGGGCACCCACCAGUCCUGAGGACGCUGAGGUGGAAAACAGCUUGGAAGUGCUUGCUGUUCUACCUGAUAGAAAAUGGGUGAAUCCUAAGAUAAGGUCUCCUGCUAGAAGUGAGCCUUACAAGGGAAUGGGUAAGGUAACAAGUGGUUAGUGCCAAGGGAGCCUUUCAGAGAGAGAGCAAGGAUAUUGCCUGAGGUUUGUCCACUGGCAGAGAUGGCCUGUGACUAUACAGGUCUCGUGUGUGGGUUUGAACGUCCCAGCUGGGAAGUGUUCGGCAAUAUAAAAAGAUGUGCUGAGCCUUCAUAUAGCUUACAGUAGCACUUAGGCUUGGCAAAACCCAUAACAACGCAGUCAUCCAGCAGCCCUGCUGGAACUGCUGUGCAUGGUGAUGGAUUGCACUGGGAAAUUUGUAGCUGAGGUGCACAUGAAGAUAGUAUCUGAAAAUUAUAGUGGUUAUGUCCUAGGACAUGCAUUGUGAGGCUCCACUACCCACACUAGCAGUGUAUUUACUGUCUGUGAAAAUUUCUCUAACAAGACAAGCUUACUCAUUUUCACCAAGACAGUAAAGCAGCAUGGCUUGGCACAACUUCAGCAUGUAAGCAAAAAUUUGGCAUCUCAAUGUAGUAUUGGAUUAAUGAGAAGUUAACGAGGCCCCAAAGGUAUAAAUGGUAUCCUCCAGAUGCUGAUUAAAACAAGGAUAAGUUUCUGAAAUUUGGACCAGCUUAGACUGGUCACCAUGUAUGUCUACAAUCAAAGGAAUUUCAGUAUUAAUAAAGGAUUUUUUUUCUCUGGUAUUUUAAUCAUGGGAGUAAGAGCAAUGCUAAGAAUAGUCUUUAUUGUUUGGGUAUCUUAUGAUAGCAAAAGCAAUCUGUAAAGACAUAGUUACUGCUGUAGACAACACAGCCAGGGAAUAUUUUCAAGGCCCAGUGUUCAUUUUAACACUUUCUUUUAUGUCUCAGAAAAAAUGGAAUAUAAUUAUACAUUUCUAUAACGCCUUAUUUGCAGUACCCUUGUUCCACUCCUAGUGAGUAUUUUCUUUUAAAAAUGGAGAAUAUCCAGAGAUAGACAAUGAAUAAGAUUGGGUGAGUGGAAAGGAUGGUGUACAAGAAUAGACUGUAAGCGUUAAUCUUGUUUACAGAUAAGUCUGUUCCUGUCCGAUUAAUCUUAUUUAAAACAGCAGGUAAACUCAGAUUUACUCCCACCGGUAAAGAAAUUAAAUUGAAUGGCAAUAAUAAGCGAUGCAAGGGAAUACUUUCCUUGUUGAAGCUAAUAAGUCAGCUAAAUAUCACUUGCACGAUAGGGAUAUAAAUGCCAUUAAUGUUUAUGUAUACUCUAAUGGUGUUAUGUGUAUUAUUGUUCAGUGUAGCUGGUAGUCAGUAAUUGAUUAGAAGGAGAAAAAAAACUGUAGCCUGGUUGCCAGUUCAUUCUCAUGGUCUGAAUGAGAAUAAAUUACUUUGAUUUAUUCACUUUUUCAUGAUCUAAGUCACAAGACUCAAACAAUGGUUAUGGCACUAUAUAUGGGUGCUAUGCACAACCUGCCCUGAAAUUCUCAUAAUUGUGAAAGUCAUGCAUCUAUCAAGAAUCAAAGACAUAGAACUUCACAUCAGCAUUUUUCUCAUCAACUCUUUGUUUUACUUGUAUUUUCAACCUAAUGGUAUCUUAAUUCAGUAUUAAACCACAUUUGGGAAUAUUCUUCCUUCCUUAAAAUUUCCAUGCAAGGGUUUCUGUUUGGGAGUUUUUUGCUGUUGUCCAACCAGAGGAGCAGUUUGCAAGACCUCCUGCUCAUUUCACUUUUCUGUUUCACCAAAAAGGUGGGAAGCCAUACAGCUAUUUCUGUUACGUGACAUGCUUCCAUCUGUGGUUUGUUUUUUUUUUUUCCUGUACUUUUGUCUCUGGGAACUGACACAUUUCAAAAACCAGGCCCAUAAGCACACUGAACUCUGCCUGAUCUGCUUGAGUAAAACAUACUUUGAAGCAUCUGGUGCUUUGACAUCUGUGAAGCAAAAUAAUCAAGCUGAAAUAGUGUUACAAGCUGUGAGAGAAAUCCCCGUGCCCGUAACAGCUAGAAAGAACUAGCCGCAAGGAGUACUGCUAGGCUGGGAUGAGAUAUCCACCAAGCCAAGCUGGGAAAGCACUGGACAGAACAGCUGCAGUGCAAUCUUCAGGUUUUGUGAGUUAACGAUUUGAUGCCUUUGUGGAGGUCAGUUGGAACUUGUCAUUCUGUGUUUGUGAAAGGCCCAGGCAGAGGAGAUGCGUCUCGUCUCCCAUGUCUCAGAUGUUUUUCACUUAUCUUUUACUAAAUAGGCGAGGUGUUUUUGCCUGGUGCGUUUUACAUAUCUUAAUGAACCUUGCAUGCCUAGUACCUUUUCUGACCUGCUUUUGAAGAUCAAUUCCUACAGACAGAUCCCAUCCUAUCAGAUGCUUAAUGGUAGAAGAUCUUUGUGCUUUCCACAACGUAAGGCUGUCAGUCCAUCACAAACUUCCCUUUGAGUGCUCUGUUCAGUAGCUCUGAAGCGGUGAAGUUACAACUUCAGAGAUGCCACAAAGCGCGGUCAAGUGCUGAGGAUGCCAUUACAUCUGCUCGCCUGUCCACACCCUUAAUCGUAGAACCACUAAGGUUGGAAAACAGUCUCUUCCUGUAAAAGCACAGGAGCAGCACAGCUUUUUGGUACCACUGGUUUUGACUCUUGCUGCCUUUGCACAAGCCAAGAGACACGAAGGUGAUGCCUGUGCUGCCUGCACAAGGGCAGCUUAUCUGCAACAGAUGGAUGUGAGGACAGGCCACGUUUACUCCCACCACGUCCCCAUCCGUGCGCACCGCUCCUCCCAGCAGCACGGAUGCAGACAAAAGCAGGGGAAAGCAGCAAGUGGGCCCGCUGGCUCCUGCACAGCAGCCCCAGGUGCCUGUGCCGCUCGCCCUCGGGAGCCUCGCACACACACUCGGUCCGAGCCGGCAUUUUCCUGGCACCUCGCAGCUCCGCGUCUAUCGCCCCGUGCCUGGCGUUGCGCCUUCGUGCCGGGGUUUUAUGGCUCGGAGGAGCGGAGGAAGGGCUUUCGGAGAGGCGGGGUGCCUGCCGCCGCCAUCUUGUCGGGCAGCUCCCUGCAGGCCUACAGCCCCCAGCAUGCGCCGCGGCCGGGCGGUGCGGUGCGGCAGGACUACAGCCCCCAGCACGCCCCGCGGCCGGAGCCGCCCCAAGAUGGCGGCGCCCAGGGGCGGCUCGGGCCCGAACUCGGACUCGGACUCAGACAGCGGCGGCGAGGCGGCGGCGCGGUUCCGGGAGGCGGCCUGGGACUGCGUGAAGCAGGCGGCGGUGGGAGCGGAGCCGCGCGGUGGUGGCUUUAAAAAAGAUCGGUUACAGUCUGCUCAGCCUAGCCUAAGGCGUGAGGUGAAUGGUCAUGAUGAGGAUGGAAAUGAGCUACAGACCACACCGGAGUUCAGGGCACAUGUUGCAAAGAAACUGGGAGCAAUGCUGGACAGUUUCAUCACUGUCUUGAAGGAUUCAUCAGGACCUUCACAAACUUGUGUGCAGCAGCCUGACGGUGGAGAUGAUGGAGACUGUGAGAAAUCAGAGUGUAGCCGAGCCUCAAGGAGGAGACAGCCAUCUAGCUCCAGUGACCUGGACAGUGAUCAAGAGUGGCAAAGGUACCAGGAGGCUGCUGUGUCAGCUGCAGACAUUUUGAAGCAAAGCACUUUUCCUGCUCUGUCCCAGGAUUCCAGCCAGAAUCCAAGUCAGGGUUAUGUAGAGCACAGCCAGAAGAAAAAGAAGAAAAAGAAAAUCAAGGGAGAGAACAAGACUGAAAAGAAAUUAAUAGACUCAGCAGAGUGUGACCAGGUCAGCAAAGAUUUGCCACACUUGUCUGCAAAUGGGCAGCAUAAGAGACAAGACAGCAAUCAUACAGAGAACACAGUGUUGCCCGGAGCUGUGAAGAAGAAGAAAAAGAAGAAGAAAAAAAGUGAAUGAAGGUUUUGCUCUGCAAAUGACAGGUGAUUGUGAUGAAGAAUGCAGAAAAUAAAAACUAAGAGUUGCUGUAGAUGAGUGGAAACUAAUUGGCAGAGCUUUUGUUCAAAAAGUUCAGUGGCUUGAGAGUCUAAUUAAGUGAAUUCCUAUGUUGUUGGCAUCCCUUGCGGAAGGGAACAUUGUUCUAGUGCAGUGUUUACCUAUGCUGCUGCUUAUGCAGACCCAGUGCAAAAGGAUUAAGUACUGCACACAGACUAGUGUGGCAGAGGGAUAUGACCAUAGCUGUAUCCCUCCUGAUCUGUUCUUUCAUGUCCUGAAGCCAAAUCUUGUGUCAUGGAGAGAGUAUAUGAUGAUUUGAAUUUGGUUUACAUGGCAACAGGUGAUCAGUUCCUCUUUGCUUGCUCCUAGAUGCCUACUAAGAAUAGCUCUAGCCUGUGGCAGACUCAUAUAUCAAAAGCAUCCUGGCAGAUGUCAGGGCCCCCUUAUUUUUUUUUCCCCUUGUGAUCAUCAUAACAAUCUGCUGUUGAAACCUGCCAUGUUACUAAUCCCUCUGUAGUCUGCACCUCUUCAGGGCUCCUGCAUAUAAACAAAGGGUGUGCAGUGAGCUUAUUUUGGGAUCGUUACAAAUAAGUAGUUCUGUUCAAGUUGUGUCCUUUGAAAUGUCUUUUCAUAUAGAGUGUUUUCUGUGGCAUUUUUUAUUAAAUCUUACUACGCUGUUA
This is a messenger RNA of Cygnus atratus (black swan), 4740 nucleotides long. RefSeq names its product chromosome 17 C12orf43 homolog (gene C17H12orf43). Gene Ontology annotation, biological process: Spemann organizer formation; negative regulation of Wnt signaling pathway; Wnt signaling pathway. The record is from RefSeq and is a predicted model, not a curated record. Bases 3089 to 4024 code for a protein of 311 amino acids. The transcript is spliced from 6 exons. NCBI's taxonomy places the organism in Eukaryota, Metazoa, Chordata, Aves, Anseriformes, Anatidae.